AUGCAAUACCAACGAAACUCGUCGCUAAGGCGGUUCGUGGAGUCCGACCAGUUCACGCUCUUCCGGUGCUUGUCCUAUCUCGAGCGAUACGCGGGCGACAUUGGUAUUCACUUCUAUCUGUGUCAGAAGCUGCUGUCGUUUCCGCGAGACGAAAUCGAGUUCAUCCUGCCCCAGCUGGUCCAGCUUCUCAUCACGGUGGAAACCGAGUCCAUGGCCCUCGAAGACAUCAUUCUGGAUCUCUCCAACGUGUCUGCGCACUGUGCCUUGCUGACGUUCUGGCAACUGCAGGCACAUCUGACCGAUCUGGGAGAUGAUCCCGAAUCUUUCGGCUUCCAGGUGUCGCGACGAGUCUACAACAAGCUGCAGUACAUUCUGUUCAACAUUGGCGAGCCGCCCAACUCGCGAAUCAGAGAGAACCCCAUGCCUGCCAUGGUUCUGGCCUCGGCAAUCAUGGGAGCCAUUGGCAUGCCGCAGAUGGCCGCAGCUGUGGGACCCAUUGCGCUUUCACAGGGCCGAAAACAGAGGUCGUACGUGUUCCAGAUUGCACCCAAACUGACCCGUUCUAGAUCGACCGUGGAGGCUGACAGAGACGCCCUUCUACAGCGAAAAUGGCGGACCAUCAGCCAAUCUGGUGUCGCACUGCCGUCCAAACGGGAGAAGCACCAGCAUGAGCAUUUCAGAGACGCCCCCAAAGCAACGCCCUACAAAAACUCGUCCUUUUCGGCUCCCGAUCUCCAAAACGCAUACCAUUCGGCCCCCGAUCUACGCCCUUCAAACGAGUGGGACGGCACUCGAACGCCGGUGAGUCUGGAGUUUGACGAUGCACCCGGCUUCGAAUCCGAGGAGCCACGUGACACCUCUCCGGACGACAUCGAGGAGCGAGCCAAGGACGACCAACGAAAGAUUCUGCGAUCAAACUACUUCCGAUGUGAGACACAGUUCAUGUCAGCCCUGCAACAAAUCUCCGCUCGACUUCUUCAGGUGCCUAAGCAAGCCCGUCAUGCUGCUCUGAAGGCCGAGCUCACUCUUCUGAACCAGGAGCUUCCUGCUGAGGUCGACAUUCCCCUUUUGGUUCCCUCGGACACAAUGAGAAAGAACCCCACACACCACAGAAUCGUGCGAGUGCCUCCCGCCGAGUCAGCUGUACUGAAUUCGGCUGAGCGAGUGCCUUUCCUCAUUCUGAUUGAGUACCUGGAAGACGACAUGACGUUCGACCCCGAGUGUGCAAAGAACAAGGAGGUUCUGGAGCAUGCAGACAAGAAGAAGUACAUUUUCGAUCUCACUGUGAACCACAAAAAAUCGUCUCAUGCUCGAACCCCUUCUCUUGGACGAUACCACGACGAGGAUGCUGCCAGUAUCAAGAGCAACCGAUCGGCCACGUCGAUCGCCAACUCUCUGGUUGGUUCAACCAUUGCUGAAUUGGAGGAGCUUGGCAUUGCUGAAGACGACGAGCUGCCAGCUGAAGAUGCUGACAUUGGAGACAUUUCUGUUAUCUCCAUGGACGAGGAGACUCAGGCCGAGCGCGUGAAACAAUCCGUGCUCAACACCCUGUCCCAUCUCCAAGAGAGCAUGCCCUCUCCCAAACUGCAUGAUGUGGCCAACAGUCCGUAUCAAUCUUCUCCUCGAACAUCAGAUUUGUCGUUUGCGUCUUCGUACAAGUUCGAGAAGGCGCCUGAGGACCCCGUCAAUCACUUGGAGCUGCCCGACGUGGCGUCUGUGGCCACCCAGAUGCGUACAGCUGCCAUCAUGCUGACACAGCUGGACUCCUCCACAGGAUCUAAGCUUUCCAAGGACGAAAUCGCAUCGAUCAAGGCCCGAAUCAUCGAUAACAUGCAGGUUAUGGAAGAGACGACUCUGGACGACCGUGACUUGUCGCUCUCCAAGGGCGCUGCGGGUGAGCGAAAGUUGGAAAACGAUCUGAAAACUGGUGGUAUGAUGAAGUCGUCGGACCCCUCGCAUGCCAAGCUCGGAGAAGACUGGGAAUCGAAAAAGGCACGAAUCAGGUCAAAGUCGCCGUAUGGGCACUUGCCCAACUGGCAGCUGGCUUCGGUCAUUGCCAAGACCGGAAACGAUCUUCGGCAAGAGGCAUUUGCCUGCCAGCUAAUCCAAGCUAUGAAACGAAUCUGGGACGACGCUGAGACAGGCGUGUGGGUCAAGGAGAUGAAGAUUCUGAUCACGUCUGACACCUCUGGACUCAUUGAGACCAUCAACAAUGGUCUGUCGAUCCAUUCUAUCAAAAAGGCGCUCGAGACAAGCAAUGUUGUCCAGACUACAGCUGCCACUCAGACCACAACCAAGUACGUGCCUACUCUGACUGAGUACUGGAAGCAGACGUUUGGCGACGAGGACUCCGACCGGUACCAGAACUCUUUGAACGCCUUUGUUCGUUCGCUUGCCGCUUACUCCAUCAUCUGUUACAUUCUCCAGAUCAAGGACAGACACAAUGGUAACAUUUUGCUUGAUACGGACGGUCAUAUUAUGCAUAUCGAUUUCGGAUUCAUGUUGUCCAACAGUCCUGGAGGAGUCGGUCUUGAAGCUGCCCCAUUCAAGCUCACCUACGAGUACGUGGAGCUCAUGGGGGGUAUGACCUCGCCCCAUUUUGAGCUGUACCGACAGCUGAUGAAGGACGCGUUCAAGAACCUGCGAAAGCAGGCCGAGUCGAUCAUCUUGCUGGUCGACAUGAUGUUACAGGAUUCUGCUCUGCCCUGUUUCCAACUGGGCCCGGCCACCACACAGUACCUGCGACAGCGAUUCCAGCUACAAUUGUCGGAUUCGGACUUGGACCAUUUCGUGGACACGUCCCUGAUCCAAAAGUCGGUCGGCAACAUUUACACCAGAAUCUACGACCACUUCCAGUUGUACACUCAGGGUAUUUACAGUUAA
Yarrowia lipolytica CLIB122 is the source of this 2883-nucleotide messenger RNA. RefSeq lists its product as uncharacterized. The record is from RefSeq and is a predicted model, not a curated record. Gene Ontology annotation, biological process: phosphatidylinositol-mediated signaling; phosphatidylinositol phosphate biosynthetic process. Gene Ontology annotation, molecular function: 1-phosphatidylinositol 4-kinase activity. Gene Ontology annotation, cellular component: membrane; cytoplasm. NCBI's taxonomy places the organism in Eukaryota, Fungi, Ascomycota, Dipodascomycetes, Dipodascales.